Messenger RNA from Sinocyclocheilus rhinocerous, 3498 nucleotides. Its product is annotated as neuropilin-1a. The record is from RefSeq and is a predicted model, not a curated record. Bases 611 to 3124 code for a protein of 837 amino acids. The transcript has 17 exons. Gene Ontology annotation, cellular component: axon; focal adhesion; plasma membrane. Gene Ontology annotation, biological process: regulation of vascular endothelial growth factor receptor signaling pathway; sprouting angiogenesis; positive regulation of endothelial cell migration. Gene Ontology annotation, molecular function: vascular endothelial growth factor receptor activity; vascular endothelial growth factor binding; semaphorin receptor activity. Lineage: Eukaryota; Metazoa; Chordata; Actinopteri; Cypriniformes; Cyprinidae.
GGUCGGGCUUUGCAUAUGUGUAAUCAAACCAAUGAGAAUCCCCUGCGCGUCUGGCACACGGCAGAGCAACAAACUCUAGGAAGAAGAGAAGCGUAAUUUAGGGGGUGUAUCCCUUGUUUAAGACGCUGUUAUGGCAAAGCCAAUCGCCAGAUGUUUGUGUUUCUCACUCAGAUUUUGAGACUAAGCAGAACGCCGGGUUACUACGCGGAGGCUGAUUCGCGUAUCCAAGCCACUUUUAGCCAAAGUCUAGCUACACGCGAUCUCUCUCGCCCACUUUACGCGCAGGAUUACGCCCGUUUGCUCGUCUAUUUCGCGGAGCUGCAACGUUUUUUCUGUCAUUCUUUAACAGGCUGAAGGAAAUGGCAAAGGAGAGAGGAGCGCGGCUGGGAGAGCGCAGAGGAAACCAGAGCUGAAUGGCAGGAUGCAAGCGACCUGAAGACGCACAAAACCUCGCAUUUCUACAGCUCUCAGACCCUUUUACGCCUUCUUUUGGUUUCCUUCCUUGCGAACGAGAGGAAUUACCACCCCUAUACGACCAUUUAAGGAUUUUCUUGUUUCAAAAUUUUUCAAAUUUGUAUUAUUUUCACACGCAGAACUCAAGGAAUCGAGGAUGCAUUGUGGAUUAGUCCUGAUCCUCUUUACGGGAAUCUUUCUCAUCGUCAGUGCUUUCAAAAAUGACAAAUGUGGGGACAAUAUCAGAAUCACUAGCGCAAAUUACCUCACUUCACCCGGUUAUCCGGUGUCUUACUACCCGUCUCAGAAAUGCACAUGGGUGAUUACAGCUCCAGGACCGAACCAGAGGAUUUUGAUCAACUUCAACCCACACUUUGACCUGGAAGACAGAGAGUGCAAAUAUGACUAUGUGGAAGUGAGAGAUGGAGUGGAUGAGAGCGGCCAGCUGGUCGGGAAGUAUUGUGGGAAGAUCGCUCCCUCUCCUGUGGUCUCCUCUGGGAACCAGCUCUUCAUCAAGUUUGUGUCUGACUACGAGACUCAUGGCGCUGGCUUCUCCAUCCGCUACGAGAUCUUCAAAACGGGUCCAGAAUGUUCCAGGAACUUCACCUCCAGCAGUGGAGUCAUCAAGUCGCCGGGUUUUCCAGAGAAGUACCCCAACAACCUGGAUUGCACGUUCAUGAUCUUUGCUCCCAAGAUGUCGGAGAUCGUUCUGGAGUUCGAGAGCUUUGAGCUGGAGCCAGACACACAGCCACCCACUGGAGUGUUCUGCCGCUACGACCGCCUGGAGAUUUGGGACGGCUUCCCUGGAGUUGGUCCAUACAUUGGCAGAUACUGUGGACAAAAUACUCCAGGACGGAUCAUAUCCUACACUGGAAUCUUGGCUUUGACAAUCAACACAGACAGUGCUAUUGCAAAAGAGGGAUUCUCAGCUAAUUUUACUGUGCUGGAAAGGACAGUCCCGGACGACUUUGACUGCACUGAGCCUUUGGGUAUGGAAACUGGGGAAAUCCAUUCUGAUCAAAUCAUGGCCUCAUCCCAGUACAACCCCAGCUGGUCUCCGGAACGAUCUAGACUCAACAACCCUGAGAACGGUUGGACCCCUGCGGAGGACUCAAACAAAGAAUGGAUCCAGGUUGAUCUUGGAUUCCUGCGCUUUGUCUCGGCGAUCGGCACACAGGGAGCAAUCUCUCAAGAGACCAACAAGAAAUAUUAUGUGAAGUCCUACAAGGUGGAUGUAAGCUCAAACGGAGAAGACUGGAUAACUAUUAAGGAUGGCCCAAAACAGAAGAUUUUCCAAGGGAACACCAACCCUACUGAUGCAGCGAAAGCCAUGUUCCCCAAGCCCACGUUGACGCGAUACCUCCGGAUCCGACCCUACUCCUGGGAGACCGGCAUCGCCCUGCGCUUCGAGGUGUAUGGAUGCAAAAUCUCAGAGUACCCAUGUUCUGGAAUGCUGGGAAUGGUCUCAGGCCUUAUCGCAGACUCUCAGAUCACAGUUUCGUCCCACACCGAGCGCACAUGGGUCUCAGAGAAUGCCCGUCUUCUGACCAGCCGUUCGGGAUGGACGUUGUUGCCGCAGCCCCAGCCGUAUGUGGAUGAGUGGCUGCAGAUAGAUCUGGGUGAGGAGAAACUGUUCCGAGGGUUGAUCAUCCAGGGAGGCAAACACCGUGAUAACAAGGUAUUCAUGAAGAAGUUUCGGCUGGGCUACAGCAACAAUGGAUCUGACUGGAAAAUGGUGAUGGAUGCUACUGGCAACAAGCCCAAGAUAUUUGAGGGGAAUUUGAACUAUGACACGCCAGUGUUGAGGACGGUGGAGCCUAUAUUGACACGCUUUGUUAGGGUGUACCCAGACAGAGCCACUCCUGCUGGGAUGGGACUUAGAUUGGAACUCCUGGGCUGUGAAAUGGAAGUUCCCACAGUGCCCCCUACUACACCCGCGUCCUCUACCGCGCCAUCAGACGAGUGUGAUGAUGACCAGGCCAACUGCCAUAGUGGAACAGGUGAUGACUACGACCAGACAGGUGGAACCGCUGCGCCAGAGACGACCACAGAGACGAGCACCGUUCCAGCGUUCCUGUGGUUUGCCUGUGACUUUGGCUGGGCCAGUGAUCCUUCUUUCUGUGGCUGGAUGUCAGAGGACAGCGGUUUCAGGUGGCAGAUCCAGUCCAGCGGCACCCCGACUCUAAACACCGGCCCAAACAUGGACCACACUGGCGGAUCAGGGAGAUUUCAGGUGGUAAUUGAAAGCGUAGUGGAGAGGAAGAGUUGGGGAGACAUUGCUGUGGAUGACAUCAAAAUCUUAGACAAUCUGAACAUGGCUGACUGCAAGGACCCAGAUGUCCCAGCAGAGCCAAUUCUACCUGAGGACAGCUUCAAUGAAAUCAUCGUGGACAUCACAGACUUCCCUGAGAUUGUGGAGAACCACGAGAUCAGCGGCGCCGGAAACAUGCUGAAGACGCUGGACCCCAUCCUCAUCACCAUCAUCGCCAUGAGCGCGCUGGGGGUCUUCCUCGGCGCCAUCUGCGGCGUGGUCCUCUACUGCGCCUGCUCCCACAGCGCCAUGUCCGACAGGAACUUAUCCGCCCUGGAAAACUAUAACUUUGAGCUAGUGGACGGCGUCAAGUUAAAGAAGGACAAGCUCAACUCACAGAACACGUACUCAGAAGCGUGAGGCGCCGACCAAUCAGAGGGAACCUCUCCUCAGGGAGGGCGGGGCUAAAAUGGACUGCCGAUGCCUUCCGGUUGGAGGAGGACAAGGCUCUGUGGUUCAGCGAACCAAUGGGAGGUCUGGGACUGAGCCAUGCUUUUCUCAGGAGCUGCAGUGAACGGAACCUACCAGUAGGGGACACUGUGUACAAAACAUUGAAUACAAGGAAAAAACAAAACAUCAUGAAAAAUAAGAAUAUGUACAUAUGAUUGAAAUUAUUAUUUUAAUUUUUUAUUUCGUAUUAUUUUUGGUUGAUCAUUUUUACAAUCCGAUGCUGGUGUUGAGACCAAUAUAUAAUAAUGUUAUAAAGUAUUUAUCUUUUUUUUUUUUUUUUUUGG